Molecule: messenger RNA, 749 nt
Organism: Myotis daubentonii (Daubenton's bat)
Lineage: Eukaryota; Metazoa; Chordata; Mammalia; Chiroptera; Vespertilionidae
Gene: MRPS17
Product: mitochondrial ribosomal protein S17
Biological process (GO): mitochondrial translation
Cellular component (GO): mitochondrial small ribosomal subunit; ribosome
Molecular function (GO): structural constituent of ribosome
Source: RefSeq, a predicted model, not a curated record
UGCAGGGGUGGGAUCGGGGUCCCGGGCGCUCCGGGUGAAAGUCCUCGGGACGAGUCGGGUCUCCUGAUCUCGGGACUGUCCACCGGAGCGGAGGGGUCGCCCGCCCCCAGCCUUCCCCGGGCCGAGUGGGCUGUGCUCAGUAUGACCUGACUGAUGCGAUCGCAGCCCUGAGUCCAGGUGACCAGAGCCACCUGAAAUGUCAAUAGUUCGUUCGUCUGUCCAUGCCAAAUGGGUCGUGGGGAAAGUGAUUGGGACAGCAAUGCAAAAAACCGCUAAAGUGAGAGUGACCAGGCUGGUUCUGGAUCCCUAUUUAUUAAAGUAUUUUAAUAAACGGAAAACCUACUUUGCUCACGAUGCUCUUCAGCAGUGCACAGUUGGGGACAUUGUGCUUCUCAAAGCUUUGCCUGUUCCACGAACGAAACAUGUGAAACAUGAGCUGGCUGAGAUCGUUUUCAAAGUUGGACGAGUCAUAGAUCCAGUGUCCGGAAAACCCUGUGCAGGAACUGCCUACCUGGAGAGUCCCAUCAGUUUGGAAACCAGCCAUCUAACCAAAACUCCGGAAGAACACAGUACCUCUUCAGAACAGUGAAGGAGGAUUAGAAAAACCAGCCAGAGGGAACGGUUUAUAAGUUUACUUUAUGGAAAAGAAAUUUUUCUAAGUUUCAUCACAAACUGAUCAGUUUUUCUUCUGGUAUUUAUGAAAUAGCUAAAAGUAAAUGAAUAAAGCGUUUGUUAUAAUUUUCCAAAAA